GGCUCGUUGACAGCAGUUCUGCUUCUGCCUUCCCCACCUCGUAGUCUCCGCCGACCGGGACCGCGCGCGCGCCGACCCCCGGUCCGAUCUCAUCUCCGGCGAGCCGCAAGAAGGGCGCGCGCGAGGCGAGGGAUCCAAUGGCGGCGCCGGAGGGGCAGUGGGUGCUCAUGGCGACGGGGCGGUCCCCGACCAACAUCGCGGUGAUCAAAUACUGGGGGAAGCGCGACGAGGCGCUCAUCCUCCCCGUCAACGACAGCAUCAGCGUCACACUCGACCCCGACCACCUCUCCGCCACCACCACCGUCGCCGUCAGCCCCUCAUUCCCCUCCGACCGCAUGUGGCUCAACGGCAAGGAGAUCUCGCUGUCAGGAGGAAGGUUUCAGAGCUGCCUGAGAGAGAUCAGAAAGCGUGCUUGUGAGUUCGAGGAUGAGAAGAAGGGGAUCAAGAUCAAGAAAGAGGACUGGGAGAAGUUGCACGUCCACAUAGCUUCCUACAAUAACUUCCCCACUGCUGCUGGUUUGGCCUCUUCGGCUGCUGGCUUUGCUUGUCUCGUUUUCACCCUUGGAAAGCUAAUGAAUGUGAAAGAAGAUUAUGGAGAACUUUCUUCAAUAGCAAGGCAGGGAUCUGGGAGUGCAUGCCGUAGUUUAUAUGGUGGAUUUGUGAAAUGGUGUAUGGGAAAGAAAGAUGAUGGAAGUGACAGUUUUGCCGUGCAGCUUGCUGAUGAAACACAUUGGAACGAUCUUGUAAUUAUUAUUGCAGUGGUCAGUUCAAAGCAAAAGGAAACCAGUAGCACCAGUGGGAUGCGAGAUACUGUUGAAACAAGUCCCCUCUUGCAGUACAGGGCACAGACUGUAGUGCCAAGUCGGGUGUUGAAAAUGGAAGAGGCUAUUAAGAAUCAAGACUUUGAAUCGUUUGCCAAAGUAACUUGUGCAGAUAGCAACCAGUUUCAUGCCGUAUGCUUAGACACGAGUCCUCCCAUCUUCUAUAUGAAUGAUACGUCUCACCGGAUAAUUAGCCUUGUGGAGAAGUGGAACCAUUCAGAAGGAACCCCACAGGUUGCCUACACCUUCGAUGCUGGUCCUAACGCUGUCCUAAUUGCACGGAACCGUAAAACUGCAGCACUUCUCCUUCAGAAGCUCAUGUACUAUUUCCCUCCGCAAGAUAAGGAUUUGAGCAGCUAUUUGGUUGGUGAUAAAUCAAUUCUAGGCGACGCUGGAUUGCACUCCAUCGAAGAUGUCGACGCUCUUCCUGCACCUCCAGAGAUGAAGGUACCAGAUCAGAAAUUCAAGGGCGACGUUAGCUACUUCAUCUGCAGCAGGCUUGGAGCUGGCCCAAAGGUUGUUGCCGACGAAAACCAAGCACUGAUCGAUUCAGUCACCGGACUUCCGAAAGGGGUGUAAUUAGAUUUGUCGUUUGAUACAUUAGGUUUGUGUGUAUCUGUUGGCUUCCGUGCUGACAAUUAGACAUAGCCUACUUGUAAGACUGUAUAUUUCAUCAUGUACUAUCCACUUGGCCCAGGUGUUUGCUGCUGCUACACGAAGGGCAUAACUAGCUGUUUUUAAUAAGUUUCAGGAACAAGCGGAAUAAUAAAUUCUCUCUCUUUUUUUUUUCC
Messenger RNA from Setaria italica (foxtail millet), 1612 nucleotides. Its product is annotated as diphosphomevalonate decarboxylase MVD2, peroxisomal. Gene Ontology annotation, cellular component: cytosol. Bases 138 to 1400 code for a protein of 420 amino acids. Gene Ontology annotation, molecular function: ATP binding; diphosphomevalonate decarboxylase activity. Gene Ontology annotation, biological process: isoprenoid biosynthetic process; isopentenyl diphosphate biosynthetic process, mevalonate pathway. The record is from RefSeq and is a predicted model, not a curated record. The transcript is spliced from 10 exons. Lineage: Eukaryota; Viridiplantae; Streptophyta; Magnoliopsida; Poales; Poaceae.